GGAUAUAGAUUGUAUCAUAAUACUUCUAUGCGUAGAUAUAGUAAUCUCGCUGAUAAAAUAAAACUACGCCCUUAUCAAGAAGCAGCGAUUACGUCUGUGAUGGAUGCUCUUACUAGACCAGACAAUGCUAAAAGUAGACUCGGCGUAUCUUCUCCAACAGGAUCUGGUAAAACAACAAUGUUUGUCGAAUUAGCACAGAGAUUGAAGAAACCGGGGAAGGUCUUAGUACUCGUCAAUGGAAUUGAACUUGCUAGACAAGCGCAACAGGCGUUUAUCAGAGGCUGGCCAGAUGUUAGUGUAGAUAUCGAUCAAGGCCCAAAUGUAGCUUCUGGUGAUGCUGAUGUCACGAUAGCGACAUUCCAAACGCUUAUCAGACCAGGUAAAUUGGACAAAUACAACCCCGAAGAUUAUAAAGUCGUUCUAGUCGAUGAAGCUCAUCAUGCAGCUGCACAGUCAUAUGUUAAUAUACUCGCACAUUUCGAUAGUCGUAUCAAUGGUGAUCAAGACGGACAUCAAGUACCCAUCGUUGGAUUUUCUGCGACAUUUUCGAGACACGAUAGUCUUGCACUUGGUAAAGUAUUCGAAGAAAUUGUUUUCCAUAAGGACUUCCUCGAUAUGAUUAAAGAGCAAUGGCUAUCAAAUGUUACGUUUACUACUAUCAAAACAGACAUAGACCUCUCACAGGUCAAGAUUUCAGAACGCACUAAUGAUUACAUUGUUACAUCACUCUCACCGAUCCUUAAUACACCUUCAGUUAGAAGAGUGGUUCUUGCAGCUUAUCUGGACAAGUGCAGUGAUCGGCGAUCGACACUUAUAUUCUGCGCUGAUAUCAAGCACCUACACAACUUGACGAUGGACUUCCGCGAUGCUGCCAUAGACGCUCGGUUUAUUUAUUCCGGCACACCAGCGAAAGAACGUGAAAAAAUAUUAAAUGAUUUUAAAUCAUUUAAAUUUCCAGUACUAAUGAAUUGUGCUGUUCUCACUGAGGGCGCAGAUAUACCCAACAUUGAUUGCAUUCUUCUAUGUCGACCUACAAGGUCUAGAAAUCUAUUCAGCCAGAUGAUUGGAAGAGGAAUGAGAGUUGCUGAAGGUAAAACGGAAUGUAAGAUAAUAGAUAUCGCUGCAUCACUGGAUAAAGUUGGUGAUAUUAGUGCUGCACCUUCAUUAGAAGGAUUGGAUUUGUCAUUGUUUGAUGACAUUAAUUCUGAGACCAUAGAAAAUGAUGUGAAAGAUCAUCUAUUGGAGCAUCCACUUUUCAAAGAAGAUCCAACGACUAUUGUUCCUCAUGCAGAUCACAUCAUUUUCACAGAUUAUGAUGAUCCUCGAGCCUUAUUUGCAUCGCUUAAGAAUAAACAUUCGGAGAAUCUGUAUAAUCUCUCACGUAACGCUUGGGUGGACUGUCGUGGUGGAUAUUUUGUGCUAAGCUGUCAACAAUCUGGUGAAAUUCGGAUAGAGCAUAUAGGUAAUGGAAAAUAUCUAGCAACUCAUAAACCAGCGAAUGUUCCCUUUAGAGAUGCGAAAGCUGCCGGUUUAUCACCUUUCAGAAGAAUUGUAACGUUGGUCAAAGAUGUUGAUUUCGAUAUGGCCAUCAAAGCAAGUGAUAAAUUUGCGAAUGAGAAGCUUAUGCGUGGCAGAUCUACACUUAUUUUGCGUGAUGCACCAUGGCGGAAAUCACCAGCAACCAAUGUACAAUUGAAUACCCUCGAAAAACGCUUGAAAGGCGACUUGAAUGAAGAUAUGAGAAAGCGUUUAUCGAAAGGCGAUGCAGCAGAUAUGAUCACCAGGCUCAUGAACGGCUACAAAAGACGAGCAGAAAAACAACAGAAGCAAGCAAUGAAAGAACAUAAAGAAGCCGAAAAGAAACGCAAUAAAAUGGUUAAGGUUGGUCCAUUACUGUAAUGUCAAACUUUGAGAUUAUGAAUAAGAGCACGUGUCAAUAAAAAUACAAGUAGUUUUAUAAGUCUAGAGAUUAUGUCUUCUGUACAGAAGAUGAAUCCGUUUUCGAUGCCGUUACUGCUAUGGCACCGUCUGCCAUUCCAGCAACGCCGUUGAUUUCCAAGUCAUAGACCGAAUUGGUAUCGUGAGUGUAACCACUAUAGUCGAUCUCUUCAAAUGAUGCGUUGAAUGGAACUGCGCCUGUUGGUACGAAUAUAUAGCUCAGUAUUAUGUAUGUAAGUGAGCUAACUAGGAACCCGGUGAAGAAUGAUAAGUUAUAUAUACGUGUUGCGGCGAUGUUGACCAAGCUUCCGUUGCCGGGCGUAGACGCGAUGAACCCAGGUAGAUUGAUAGCAACACCGCAUAGGUAUGCUGCUACAGCGCGAAGAUUCACACCAUGAGUGUAUCUAUACCAUCCAUCUACCUUAUACAAAUCAGCGAUAUUAGCUCUUCCUCUCCUGACCACAUAGUAAUCAGAAAGCAUAGUACCAGCUAUAGCAGAAAGGAAGACGCAGUAUCCACUUAAGUAGUUCGUGAAACCCGUUGGUCCAUCUGUCAAACGCCAUGGCACGAGUGCUAAACCCAAGAAUACGCAAAUAUAGCCACCUCUUCUGUUGUUGAUAUACGAUGGCAUACAUGCAGUCAGAUCACAACCGCAUGCAAUCACAUUUGCUGCUUGAUUCGUACCAAUUUGUGCAACGCAUAAGCAGAAUGCUAUGAACCAUACUGCAAAUCUCACAGAUGGACUAUCAGGGUUGAUGAAAUUAUCAAGAAUAACCAUUGGAUUCCAUUCAGCUUCAAGGUCACCAGUUUCAGCUUGAUAGCAACUAGCGAUGAUUAUACCAAAGAAGCUCGUUAUGAAGAAACCAAUCGGUACUGUAAUGAGCUGUGGCCAAACAAUAUCUUUCUUAUCCCGUGAUCUACUUGCCAGAUCUGAGAUAUUCAAUAUUAAAGUGACCGCAUUGGAAAUGGCACUGACAAUACCCUUCACCAUCGUCCAUCCUUGAUCCUCGGAUGAGAGUCUGGAUGAAGUUGUCAGAACGCUCCUCAAAGCCGCUGCCUGGGCUGGGGUUGCAUUUGCUCUUCCUAAUGACCAUCCAAAGAAUAUUAUCAAGCCAAGUGGCGCGACUACUGCUUUAAAAGUGAAAAAAUGUUUGAUUUUUUGGAUCGGAAACCAGGUUGGUAUCAACAUUAACAACCAAAAGAGUAUGAAUGAAACCAUGUCGACCCCUCUAAGAUUGGUGUCUAGGUCCUUUUGUAAUCCAGCUGCAUUUACCCAAUUUGGUGACCAACACCUGAUCAUUACCCUAAUACAGUUUCCUCCAAUGUAUGUCUGAACGGCAAACCAAAGAAUUGCAAUAGCAACUCGGUUGAUGAUUGGCCAUAGACUUCCAUAGAUUCCCCAAGAUUGUCUUAUUGUUACUGGGAACGUCAAGUGAUAUGUUGCACCAGGUCUACUACUAGCAACGAUGAAAAUUGCUGUAAUUAUAUAACCGACCAAAACAGAUAUCAAACUCAUCCACCAAGUUAAACCCAAGGCAAUGUUAGAUUGACAAAGCAUAAGAGUGUUUAUAUUGAUUGAAUCUGAUAUCCAGAAGUUGACAAAAGACAUACUAGACCACGUCCGAUUUUCAACUUUUACGGGCUCAAGGUCAGCAUUUGUCAACCAUUCUUCACGCUUUGUUUUCGCAGCUUUCUGUUCAACUCUAAGAGCAGAAGACAGUGAGUUCAUUGAUGUAUUCGAUUGAGGAAGACAUUCAAUCUCUCCAAUCUCUUUUAUCUCUCCGCUUAUCUUUAUCUGUGAC
This is a messenger RNA of Wallemia mellicola CBS 633.66, 3740 nucleotides long. RefSeq names its product ResIII-domain-containing protein. Bases 28 to 1899 code for a protein of 623 amino acids. The record is from RefSeq and is a predicted model, not a curated record. Gene Ontology annotation, molecular function: ATP hydrolysis activity; ATP binding; DNA binding. Lineage: Eukaryota; Fungi; Basidiomycota; Wallemiomycetes; Wallemiales; Wallemiaceae. The transcript is spliced from 10 exons.